Molecule: messenger RNA, 3335 nt
Organism: Impatiens glandulifera
Lineage: Eukaryota; Viridiplantae; Streptophyta; Magnoliopsida; Ericales; Balsaminaceae
Product: probable leucine-rich repeat receptor-like serine/threonine-protein kinase At3g14840
Exons: 23
Coding region: 51-3083 (1010 amino acids)
Biological process (GO): protein phosphorylation
Molecular function (GO): protein binding; ATP binding; protein kinase activity
Source: RefSeq, a predicted model, not a curated record
AUUAACAGUGCCCACAAAUUUCUUUUCAUAAGAAAUUUUUUGAGAUCCAAAUGAAGUUGAUGAUGAGAAUCUAUGUUUUAACACUGGCCAUAUGUUUCUUCUUUACUCAUGUCAAUGGAACUGCUGUUUUGCCUGCUAGUGAAGUGGAGACUCUUAAGCAAAUUGGAAGGACAUUAGGAAACGAUAAUUGGAAUUUCAGUGUGGACCCGUGUAGUGGAGAAUCGGGUUGGAAUGUGUCAAUAACAGAUAAUGCAGUAAUAUGUAAUUGUUCAUUCUCCAGCAAUACCACCUGUCAUGUUGUGAGAAUAUUCCUUAAACGACUAAAUCUAGCGGGCAGUCUCCCAGCCGAAAUUGCCAACCUACCCUUCCUUCAGGAGAUUGACCUUACUCUCAACUAUCUUAACGGAACCAUCCCUCGAGAAUGGGGCACCAGUACCCAACUCCAAAUGAUCUCGUUACUAGGAAAUCGAAUAAGUGGAGAAAUACCAAAAGAAUUGGGAAAUAUUAGCACUCUUACAAGGCUUGUUUUGGAGUUCAACCAACUAUCAGGGGUCAUCCCUCCAGAGCUUGGAAACCUCACCAGUAUAGACAGCAUGUACUUGACCUCGAAUAAUUUAUCUGGUGAACUGCCACCAGAACUUGGAAAGUUGAUCAUGAUGACAGACUUUCGGAUUGGUGAUAACAAUUUCAUGGGAAAGAUACCUGAUUUCAUCCAGAAUUGGUUGAAUCUCACUAGAUUAGGAAUUCAGGGUAGCGGCUUGGAGGGUCCGAUACCUAAUGGGAUCUUUGCAUUGACAAAUAUGAUUGACUUAAGAAUAAGUGACAUAAAUGGAACUGACUCGCCAUUUCCAAUUAUUCGUAAUUUGACAAACCUGAAUGUACUGAUUCUGAGGAGUUGUAAUCUCGUUGGAUCAUUACCAGACAUCAGCACACUGAAGAAUUUACAAACAUUAGAUCUUAGCUUCAACAAAUUAAUUGGAGAAAUUCCAACAAAUUAUACUCCUCAGUCAAAGCCAACUUACCUAUAUCUUACGCGAAACUUUCUUAAUGGAACUGUACCUGAUUGGAUUCUAAGUGAUAAGAAAAAUGUUGAUCUCACGUACAAUAAUUUUAGUACUACCUCCACCUCCACCUCCACCUCCGAGUCAUGUCAAAUAAAUACCAUAAACUUGUUUGCAAGCAAUUCAGAAAAUUUAAUAUCUGAGACUGCUUUAUGCUUGAAAAACCCUGUGUGUCCACGAGAUUUGGACUCUUUGCAUAUAAAUUGUGGAGGAGAUGACAUAAUAGUUGGAAGUACCAGGUAUGAAGGUGAUACGAAUCCAGCCGGGCCAGCAAAUUCAUUUGAAGGAAAUAACUGGGCCUAUAGUAGCACCGGCCAUUUCCUGGAGGAUAACCGUCCUAGGUCGGCUAACCUCUCUAAAAAUAGUUUCGGUAGUUUCCUGGCUGUAAAUACAUCUAAGCUCUCCGAAAGUAGUUCUGAGUUGAGCAUGAAUGCACGAAUCACUCCCAUAUCAUUGACAUAUUAUGGAUUCUGUCUGAAGAAUGGGAAGUAUGAUGUAAAUCUUCACUUUGCUGAAAUUAUAUUUACCAAUGACAAAACCUUUAGUAGCCUUGGAAGGCGAAUAUUUGAUGUUUACAUUCAAGGGAAGAAUGUGCUUAAAGAGUUUAACAUUGAGAAAGAAGCUGGUGGGGUUGGCAUUGAAAUUGUGAAACAUUUUGAAGAAGUUGUGACCAACAGGACUUUGGAAAUUCGAUUCCAAUGGUCUGGGAAAGGAACUACUGGGAUCCCUACUAGAGGAGUAUAUGGUCCUCUUAUUUCAGCUAUUUCUGUGCAACGCCAUGGGGGAAAAAAAGGAAUCUCAGUUGGUGCUAUUGUCGGCAUUGUUUUUUCUGUAGUGUUUCUAAUAAUCUUAAUUCUUGGCAUUCUUUGGAGAAAAGGAUGCAUAGGACAUAAAGGCAGUAUGUAUCAAGAUCUAAAGGAGAUGCAACUUCAGACUGGUUCAUUCUCCUUGAGACAAAUUAAAACUGCAACAAACAAUUUUGAUCCUGCUAACAAGAUUGGAGAAGGUGGUUUUGGUCCUGUUUACAAGGGAGUUCUUUCUGACGGAACUGCAAUAGCAGUAAAACAGCUCUCUUCCAAGUCGAAGCAAGGAAACCGUGAAUUUGUGACUGAAAUAGGAAUGAUUUCAGCUUUGCAACACCCUUAUCUUGUGAAGCUGUAUGGAUGUUGUAUUGAAGACAAUCAACUAUUGCUUGUGUACGAGUACUUGGAAAAUAACAGUCUAGCACGUGCAUUAUUUGGUCCUGAAGAAUCCCAGAUCCACUUGGAUUGGUCUAUAAGGUAUAAGAUCUGUAUUGGCAUAGCUCGGGGCCUAGCUUAUCUUCAUGAAGAAUCAAGACUGAAGAUUGUCCACAGAGACAUCAAGGCUACAAACGUGUUGCUUGAUAAGGAUCUUAACCCUAAGAUAUCUGACUUUGGUUUGGCCAAACUUGAUGAAGAAGAGAACACUCAUAUAAGCACAAGAGUUGCCGGAACUUAUGGCUAUAUGGCUCCAGAAUACGCUAUGCGUGGCUAUCUAACAGAUAAAGCCGAUGUUUAUAGUUUUGGAAUUGUUGCUCUCGAAAUCGUUAGUGGGAAAACUAAUACAACCCAUAGACCAAAGGAGGAGAGCCUCUACCUCCUAGAUUAUGCGCAUAUCUUAAAAGAGAAUGGAACUCUUAUGGACAUUGUGGAUCGACGACUAGGCUUGGAGUUCAAAGAAGAUGAGGCAAUGACAAUGAUCAAUAUAGCUUUGAUUUGCACCAAUGUAACUUCUUCUUCCAGGCCAAACAUGUCAUCUGUCGUGAGCAUGCUUGAGGACAGGAAUGUUCCUGAGAAUUUGUUAUUGGAUUCGGACUCUAGCGUAUUGAGCCACAAGGAGAAGAUGAAACAGAUGAUGAGCGAUCUCGAACAAACAGACCCAAACAUGACGCAAACUCGCAGCUCAAUGUCUGGACCGUGGUCUGCUUCUUCCACUUCGGCUGGAGAUCUUUACCCCAUCACGGUAAACUCCAGUUACUUGGCUAAUAGAGACAAAGUGUGAGAUGAAAAGGUUAAUAAAUUAUUCUCUUCAACAAAUUUAGAGACUGCAAAACGCCGAAUUCGCUAUAUGUUCUGUAAUUUAUAUAUGUUGUUUGGAAGCUUGACUCAGUUUUGGAUUUCUGUGUGUACAAUUUUUUGUUUGUGUGAAUUUUAUUGUAAUCUUUUUUGUUUAUUUAGUUCACUUCAAUUAUUAAAGAUUCAAAGCUAUUUUACUUUUACCAAUUAAAUAAGAUUUAUUUUCAUGCUUUGUUUG